AUGAGUAACUUUUACAGCGUAUCCGAUGAUAUUUUAACUAAUAUUAUGUCAAGACUUCCGGCUAAACCAUUUGCGGCUGCUGCUUGUGUAAGCCAUUUAUGGAAUAGAGUUUCUGAUCGUAUUCUUUCGCGACCACGACUUACUUCCGGUCUUUCUCUUGCCGAAUCUCCCGAGAUCGCCGUGGAUGAAGCCCUUGAAAUGGCCUUAUCCAAACCAAUCCGGCCACAUUUUGCAAUUGCUUUUGUCGGUUUACAUUUUCCCAUAGAAGAGAUCCAUAACCGGAUUGCAAGUAAAAUCGGUGCAAAUACGAUCCUAAUUACGACUGCUUCCCUUGGAACCAUCGAUGCAGAUUCGAUUACUAAUGAACUCGACGAGAUGAAAUGGGAAGAUGAUGAAGAUGCAGUAGUUACGGACGAUGACAUGUACCUAGGAGUCACUGUGGUAAUUGGGUUCGUACCCGGUUUGAAAAUCAAUGUUAUCCCUCUCCUACAUACCAAAACAGAUCCACAAGUGCCGAUGAUCGACGAAUUCAUUUCAGACGUAAGAGAUUUCACGGUUUUGGUCUCCGGUAAUACAAACCCGGACCCGGUUGGUAUAAUGCUGUUUGGGGACCAUUGUAGCGAUCUGAAACCUAUCCUUGCCGAAAUUGAUUCAAAGAUAUCAAGAGAAACCGUUAUGAUCGGUGAUGCGCACAACUAUUUCGUUUGUACCAAUGCUGAAGUUGACAAUAUUGAUACCCGUUUUUACACCGUAGACGCGGUCGCACUUGUUUUCGCCAGAGAUAACCUAAACAACAAUGAAGUGGAAAUCAAAUUUCACGUGGGGAUAUCAAGUGGAAUAAUCCCAAUUGGUCCAAAAAUAGAGAUACUCGACGUGUCGGUGCACGAGGAGAAAACAACAUGGUUAAUCGCUAGAACACAAGGCGAAGUAUGGCCACUUGAUGCUUAUAAUCUCAUUCUCUCCCUUCAUUCACUGAUUACAGAUAAACCGUAUUUUCUAUAUAUCGGUGUUACAAAAGAAACCGAACCGCUAGAUGGAGGACCAUCCAUAAAAUUUACAGAGUUUUAUGAAGUUAUUGGGACACAACAGAUAAUGUUCAGCGUCGCGGGAACCGGUAUAAAUCCAGGAGAUAUUUGUAUGUUUUAUCACUCAGAUAUGGACACUGCAAUAGCUUCUAGCAACGAUGUUUACAACCGGUUUCAUCAUCUCGUCGAACCACCGCCUCGUGGAGCUUAUGGUCAGUUGGUUUCGAGUAGCCGAACAAACAGGGAGAAAGUGUUUGGAGGGUUCAUGUUUGCUAGCUCGAACCGUGGAGACAAGUAUUUUGGGAAUUCGAUUACGGACUGCAUGCCGUUUUAUGAGAAUUUUCCUGGUGUUCCGUUCACGGGAACGUUUUGCUUUGAGCCUAUCGGACGUUCUCCCGUUUUGGAUGAGGAAGAUGAGUGGCAGAGUGAUGAGAAUCGGUUCAACAUGCAGCCCUUUAAUACAGUCCAUCUGGUUAUGUCUUAUAAGAAGACAAGCAUGAAUCUUGAUUAG
This is a messenger RNA of Eruca vesicaria subsp. sativa (arugula), 1536 nucleotides long. NCBI's taxonomy places the organism in Eukaryota, Viridiplantae, Streptophyta, Magnoliopsida, Brassicales, Brassicaceae. The record is from the annotation of a GenBank genome assembly.